Molecule: messenger RNA, 2202 nt
Organism: Aphanomyces astaci
Lineage: Eukaryota; Oomycota; Saprolegniomycetes; Saprolegniales; Verrucalvaceae
Exons: 2
Coding region: 61-1851 (596 amino acids)
Source: RefSeq, a predicted model, not a curated record
UGUCGCCCGUCCCCCGUGGAGCACCCCUCCUCAUUCCGCAAAUCCAGAAGUGCGACCAAAAUGGCGCUCCGCAAGAAGAAGUUUCUCGUGUCCGCGUCGGGCGAGGAGAUUUGCCGGGGGCUUGUCGUACCCGAAGCAUAUGUCGCCGACCCCAACGACGACGCCGACGACCCGGAUGCGAUCGAGCUCAUCCAGACCCACAUGUCCAUGGUGUUCCUUCGACGGGAUGUCGUAUACAAGGUCAAGAAGAACGUGGACUUUGGGUUCGCCGACUUUAGCUCUGUCCAAAAGCGCAUGCAAGCCUGCCUUGCCGAGACGCAACUCAACCAGCGACUCGCCCCCCACGUGUACCUUGGCGUCGUGCCCAUUUACAAGAAGGACACGGCGCUGUUCAUCAGCACCUACGACAUGUGGACCGACGAACGCGACAAGGACGCCAGCUACUACGUCAACGACACGUUGGGCGAAAUCGUGGACUGGGCGGUCAAGAUGCGCCGCCUUCCGAACGAAAACACGUGUCUGCAUCUCCUCACGACCGGCCGCCUCAACGCCACACUGCUCGGCCUAGUUGCCGCUAAAAUCGCCGCGUUCCACACGACGGCGCGAAAAAACGCCACGAUCGACGAGUUUGGGAAGCCGGCGGUCAUCAAGCAGAACAUGGACGAGAACUUCACGCAAUCGGCGUCCCAUGUCGACGCGGGGCUGGUCGAUGGCCACGUGUACCACCGCGUGAAACUGCUGUCGGAGCGGUGGUUUGCCGACCUCUUGGACACGUUCGAGCACCGCGUCCAACACAAGUACAUUUCCGACACCCACGGCGACCUGCGCUUGGAGCAUGUGUACUUUUUGCCCAAAGCUGCGAACGUGUCCGGCACCAAACCGUCAAUGGCGAGCUACACGCUGACCGACGACAUCUCGGCCGCCACGACGGACGUGGUGGUGCUGGACUGCAUCGAGUUCAACGAGCGCUUCCGGUACUCGGAUCCGUUGAGCGACGCUGCCUUCUUCGCGAUGGACUUAUACCGCGUGGGGCGCCACGACCUGGCCACGGCGUUCAACGUCGCGUACUUGGACAAGUCGAAGCAGACGUCCAAGGCCAACGCGGAGCUGCUGCGCUUCUACGCCGCCUACCGCUCGGUGGUCCGCGCCAAAGUGUCGGGGUUCCAAGCGCUCGACCCGCUCAUCGCCGACAAAACGCGCAGCAUCGCGCGCUCCAAAUGCCAUUGGCUCGUCGCGUACACGCUGCUGGCCCCGCCGUCGGACCGGCCGUGUCUGGUGCUGGUCACGGGGCUGCCGGGCACGGGGAAAUCGACCGUCGCGCAGGGGCUGGUGGCCGCGGACGAGCGGUGGGUGUGGGUUCGCAGCGACGUGGUGCGCAAGGAGCUGGCGGGGGUCAACCCCACGGAGCGCACGCCGGACGACGCCAUGACGGACGUGUACUCGACCGCGUUCACGCAGAAGACGUACAUGGAGUGCUGGGCCCAAGCGCAGGAGGCGCUGCAGCGCGGCCGUCGGGUGCUGGUGGACGCCACGUUCCGGGAGCAUGCGUUCCGGCGGUUGUUUUUGGAGGGCGCCAAGAAGGAAGGCGCGAUGGCGGCGGUGGUCGUGUGCGAGUGCAACCGGGAGAUCGUCAAGGGCCGCAUGGCCAAGCGCGCGUCGGAAGCCGUGCAGAUCUCAGAUGCGACGUGGGACGUGUUUGAAAAGGUGGAGCAGUCGUGGACGACGUUCGAGUCGGCGUCGGGGCUGUACGCUGUCACAGACCAGGAAGUGUUUGCCGUCAAUACGGAGAAGCACUUGGACCUGGCGAUCACGCGAGUGCAUGGGUUUCUGCGCAAAUUGGGCCUGGAAUAAUACUGAAUGUACCAAGUCGAGGUAAUGCAGCAAAGUCGUCGAGAAGUUGAAGUGAUAUGGAAGGAUGUUUCCAGGGAAGUUUGUCUCACCUGAGAUACCGCUCAAAAUAUCUCAUCCGCAGGCUAAUCAGUGGAUGUGUGGUGUUGGCAUGACCUGCGGCUUCUUCACAGCCGCCCUCUCGAGCUGCAGGGGGGUUUGAAGCGACGGGUUUCGAAGUACUUAGCUGACAUUGGUAUACUGUAUCCAAACGACAAGCUGUUGCAGCUGCUAUUACUACCGGUAUUACAAAGUUCCUGCAGUAACGUUACGUUACUAUUAGGCUAUUUUUUGUGAACGUUAUUUCUGGUGAAA